Hemiscyllium ocellatum (epaulette shark) is the source of this 2760-nucleotide messenger RNA. RefSeq names its product gastrula zinc finger protein XlCGF57.1-like. NCBI's taxonomy places the organism in Eukaryota, Metazoa, Chordata, Chondrichthyes, Orectolobiformes, Hemiscylliidae. Gene Ontology annotation, biological process: regulation of transcription by RNA polymerase II. The transcript is spliced from 2 exons. The record is from RefSeq and is a predicted model, not a curated record. Gene Ontology annotation, cellular component: nucleus. The coding region runs from base 656 to 2668 and encodes 670 amino acids. Gene Ontology annotation, molecular function: RNA polymerase II transcription regulatory region sequence-specific DNA binding; DNA-binding transcription factor activity, RNA polymerase II-specific.
CUGAGGCUCCGAAUGGGAAUCUCUAGGCGUGUUUACUCAGCGGGUGGGCCCUCUGACCGCCAUCUUGUGAGUGGGUGCCAGUGAUGCGGGGCACGGUCUCCCGAAGUGGUCCCAGGUUACCUAGGCAACUGUUAGCUCGCCAUCUUGGUGAGGGAAUGACCCCGCCAACCGGCGGCCAUUUUGUUGAGGAUGUCAGGUCUUUGGGGAAAUAGUGAAUGGGAAUCGUUAGGUAUGUCUUUUGUGAUUUUUUUCAAUCCUGCAUUUACAGACUGGAAAAUGUAGUCGAACACCACAAGAAGAUGUUACAGUCAUCCCAUUCAGCAGGACCUGACUAUGAUUGGAUUUUGAAUAUGAAAGGAGAAAUGUCUGAUGCUUUGCAUGUGGGGAAAUAUUUCAUACCUGAGGAUGAUUUAGCAAAACACUGAAACUAUCACACACCCCAGAAUGAGAAUGUUCUGGUGCAAAGGUUGUGAAAAGAGCGCUAACCAGUUAACGUGGUCUGACUGAGUGCACUGACUAUGGAGAGAGCUUUAAUGAAUUACACAGCCUGAAAAAAAUCACAACAUUCACAGUGUGGAGAAAAUAUCAGUGUUGUGUCCUUAAAAAAAGCUUCAACUGAUCGUUCAAUCUGGGGAGAUGCAAGAACACACAGAGCAUGGAGAAACGAUGGAAAUGUGAGGACUGCAGUAAAGGAUUUGAUUAUCCAUCUCUGCUGGAAAUUCAUCGACGCAGUCAUACAGGUGAGAGACCAUUCAUCUGUUCCGUGUGUGGGAAGGGAUUUACUAAAUCAUCCAGCCUUAUGUACCACCAGCGAAUUCACACUCAGGAGAAGCCAUUCAGCUGCACUUACUGUGGAAAACAAUUCAGGCAGUCAUGCAACCUCACUGCACACCAGCGAAUUCAUACUGAGGAAAGGCCAUUCAGCUGCACUCACUGUGGAAAAAAGUUCAGGCAGUCUUCAAAUCUCACUGCGCACCAACUAAUUCACACUGGCGAGAAGUCAUUCAUCUGCUCUGUGUGUGGGAAGGGAUUUGCUCAGUCAUCAGGACUUUGGUCCCACCAGCGAAUUCACACUGGGAAUAAGUUAUUCAGUGACAUUUCCACUACAAGGAGGUUGAAGUCUUCAACUGGCCUCACGUCACAAGAUGAUCCUAGAGAGAAGCCAUUUAUCUGCUCUGUGUGUGGAAAGGGAUUUAGUCAGUCAGGCAGCCUCCUGCUACACCAGCGAAUUCACACUGAGGAGAGGCCAUUCAGCUGCACUCAGUGUGGGAAGAGGUUUAAGCAUUCAAACACCCUCACUGCACACCAGCGAAUUCAUACUGGGGAGAAGCCAUUCACUUGCUCCAAAUGUGGAAAGGGAUUUGCUCAGUCAUCCAACCUGGUAGUGCACCAACGAAUUCACGCUGAAGAAAAGCCAUUAAACUGCACUCACUGUGGAAAGAGUUUCAGGUCUUCUUCCAAUCUCAUUGCACAUCAGCGCACUCAUACAGGGGAGAGAAGGUUCAUCUGUUCUGUGUGUGGGAAGGGAUUCACUCAGUCAGCCAGCCUCAUAUUACACCAGCGAAUUCACAGUGGGGAAAUGCCAUUCAGCUGCACUCAGUGUGGAAAGCAGUUCAGACAUUCAUCCACCCUCAGUGCACACCAACGAGUUCAUUCUGGGGAGAAGCCAUUCAUUUGCUCCGUGUGUGGGAAAGGAUUCACACAUUCAUCUGGCCUUUGGUCUCACAAGCGAGUUCACACGGGGGAGAGGCCGUGGAAAUGUGAGGACUGUGGGAAGGGAUUCAAUUACCCAUCUGACCUGGAGACACAUCAGCGCAGUCACACUGGGGAGAAACCGUUCACCUGUCCUCAGUGUGGGAAGGCCUUCACUCAGUCAUCCACCCUCCUCAAACAUCAGCGUGAUCACAAUGGCCACAGGCCAUUCACCUGUCCUGAGUGUGGGAAGGGAUUCACUCAGUUUUCCAACUUCUUGGGUCAUCAGAGAACUCACACUGGGGAGAGGCCAUUUAGCUGCGCAGAGUGUGGGAAGGGGUUCACUCAGUCAUCCCAUCUGAUGGCACACCAGCGAGUUCACACUGGGAACAGACCUUUCACCUGCUCCGAAUGUGGGAAGGGAAGCUCUCAGUUAUCAGAUCUGCUGAAACACCAGCGGGUUCACACUGGUGAGAGACCAUUCACCUGCUCGGAGUGUGGAAAGGGAUUCACUCAGUCAUCGCACUUGCUGAAACACCAGCGAGUUCACAGUGAUGAAAGACCAUUUGAAUGCCUGCAUUGUGGGAAGCGUUUUAAAAGUUCUGUGGAACUGGUGUCUCAUCAACGCGUUCACAGUGAUGAGAGACCUUUUAAAUGCCGAGACUGUGGGAAGUGCUUUAAAACUUCUGGGGAACUGGUAACCCAUCAACGCGUUCACACUGACGAGAGGCCGUUCAGAUGCUCUCACUGCGGCACUGGGUUCAGGAAAUCAUCUCAACUCACUGUACACCAGCGAAUUCACACUGGGGAGAGGCCGCUCAGCUGCUCCAACUGUGGGAAGAGAUUUAACCAUUUGUCCAAUCUACUAAAACACAAGCGUAUUCACACUGGGGAAAAGCCAUUCACCUGCUCUGAAUGUGGGAAAAGAUUCACUCAGUCUUCCCAUUUAUUGAGGCAUAAGCGAGUUCACAAGUAACUACCGUGAUUGGGUUUGGCUGUUAGUCACAUCUGACCCAUGUUAAUUGGGGUGUAUUUCUGUGGAUGUUUAACAGUUCCAGCUGUUCAUGU